This is a messenger RNA of Kogia breviceps (pygmy sperm whale), 1593 nucleotides long. NCBI's taxonomy places the organism in Eukaryota, Metazoa, Chordata, Mammalia, Artiodactyla, Physeteridae. The record is from RefSeq and is a predicted model, not a curated record.
AUGGAGGUGUACGUGUGCAUUCAUUCCCGUCACCCCACUCUCUCCGUCCCGACCGUGUCCUUGAUGUGCGCCGGCCUCGCUCCCCUGGACCCCACUGCGUUGCGGGGGGCAGACUCACUGCCAUCCCUGGGUGGGGGCUUGGCCAGCCCACAUUUGUGCGAAUCCGAACGGGACUCCCGGCAGGGGGCCGUCGAAUUGCAGACCGUGUGUGCCCCCGAUGCACCCACACCUGAGGCCCUGCCCUGGCCCGCGCCCGCAGAGCAUGGGGCCCCGCGUGGCCCUGCGUGGCCCGUGCUCUUCCAGGGCGAGAGCGCUGGCCUGAGUUACCGCGUGCCCUCACUGCUGCCGGUGCCCCCCGGGCCCACCCUGCUGGCCUUGGCGGAGCGGCGGCUGAGCCCCGACGACGUCCACGCCCACCGCCUGCUGCGGAGGACCCGCACGCUGGCUGGGGGCUCUGUGCGUCCCUCUCCUGGGGCCCGGCCCGGGGUUGCAGCCGGGGUGCUGGUGCUGCCUGACCGUGGGGACCAGCAGCACCUCCUCCCUGCAGACCGGGCCACGUUGGCCGUCGGCUCCAGCCGUGGCGUCCGGCUGUGCUCGGGCCGCCCGCUGGUGCCGGCCUGUGUGGACCGGCGAGAGUGCUUCGGUGAGAUCUGCGGGACCCGCCCCCGCUCCCGCCGCACCUGGCCCCACGGGGGCCUCGUGCCCAACGUGCGCUCGGGCCAGGACCAGUUGGCGGUGGUGGACAGCGGGCCGGCCGGUGGCAUCCUCUCCCGCAAUGCCCGGGGCCCUCUGGGCAGCCACGUGCAGCUGCUCAGUGUAGACGAGGGCGCCUCCUUCCUGCCUGGGGAGCUGGAACUCGCCCUGGCCGGGACCGCCGGGGGCUGUUGGGGCAGCAUUGCGGGCUUUCUGGCCCCGCGCUCCAGCAGGCCAGAGGGUGAGGGGUGCUCCGUGGGUACCAGGAACCCCCUCCACCCUCCACACCUCUGCCCUGGGCCCCAGGAACCCCCAGAGGAAGGAGGGCGCUGGAGACACCCUAGGGGCGGCGUGGGUGGGACAGAGGGCGGUGGGGGUGGCCCCGGGGAGCCUGGCCCAGGGCCUGGGCUUGGGGGGAAGAGGGGGGCCCGGACCCCCAAGCUCCCGGUCCCCUCGGCCUUGUCUCGGAGCCCCACGUGGCUGCUGUGUUCCCACCCGGCGGGGCGCAGGGCACAGAUCUACAUGGGCAUCCGCCUGAGCCGGUCCCCCCUGGAGCCCCACAGCUGCCCGGAGCCCUGGGCCAUCCACGAGGGCCCCAGUGGCUACUGUGACCUGGCGUCCAUCAGGCCCACCCCCAAGAGAGCCCUGACCUUCGCCUGUCUGCACGAGAGUGGGACUGGGGUCCCCUACGAGGAGCUCUCCUGCAUGUUCUCCCUGAAGGAGGUCCCGGGGAACGUGAGGGCAGACCGGCCCCCCAGCCUUGGGGACGAGCCUCUGGGGCUCUGCCGGCCCUCCUGGUGGGCCUCUGGCCAGGCCUGGCCCCGGGUGCCCAGGAGGAACCGGGGAGGGGGGCAGGGGUGGAGGAUGCUGGGAGGUGGCGGGGUUGGGGUGUCGGUGUGA